ACUAUGUGAUCUCUCAUCUCCCUCACUACAAGAUAGCUUCGAGUCUUGAAGAGCCACCCUAACUAUAUAUACACUCUCUGUAUAAAUAUCUACACUUUUCUCUCUCUACACUCUCUCAGCUCAAACUCCAUAACUCACAACCCUCCUUCAUCUCUCUAUGAUUUCUGUUUAUAUUGUCUGUAUCUAUUGUAGGCUCUGGCUUUAGAUAUCAAUCAACGCGUGGCUUCAUAAAAGCCUCUGAUCCAAUUCCGAGGACAGAUAGAUACAACAAGGAAAGUAAACUGUUGUUCGGCCAAGGGUCUUUCUGCAGUUUGGUUAUGGUUUAUAAAUUAUUUGGUUCUUAGAUCUACAUAUUAAGGAGCUUUGAUUCAUGUGAUUUUGUUUCACUGCUAUUGAUGAGGCUGGAAAAUUCCUGGGUUUUGAGAUGACUUGGAUAUUGGCAUGAAGGUGAUAUGGAUUGCCAGCUCCUCUAGUGUCAAAAUUCUGCUAUGUCAGAUAUUUUUCUACAACUUAAUCUGCUAUAAGUACCCAAUUUGGAGUGGAUCAGUGGAUGACUAUACAUGCUAGAACAUUGGAUUUGCCUUUCCUCUAUUGGUUCUGAAAUUAAAGCAAUAGAUUUUUACAAGUCUGUACAAAGUUGAAGGUUUUGGGUUUUUCUUUUCCCUUGGCUACAUCCAUUUAUCAUAGAAGUCUGUGUAAAGAACCUAGUCAGAGGUAGAACUUUUCAUAGAAUUGAGUUCCUACUGCUGGCUAUGUGUUUGGCUACUUUCUGUUGCACAUUCUCUGUUUCUGGAUAGCUCAAUAAUCUUUGAAGCUUAAUUGGUCUAUCUUGGAGGAAUUAAAAGAAAUGGAAUCUGAGACACUAGCUGUUCAUUAUCAACCAGAUAAACUUCAAAGACUUCUUUCCACUAUUGUGCCUGUGCUAUUGAUUGCAGUAGGAUAUGUGGACCCCGGGAAAUGGGCUGUAUUUGUUGAAGGAGGCGCCCGCUUUGGGGUUGAUUUGAUGAUUGUAUUGCUUCUGUUUAAUUUAGGAGCAAUUUUGUGUCAGUACUUGUCAGCUCGUAUUGCAGUGGUUACAGGUAGAGAUCUUGCCCAGAUAUGCAGUGAGGAGUAUGACAAAGUUACAUGCAUAUUUCUUGGAGUUCAAGCUGAGAUUUCAGUUAUUGCAUUGGACCUCACAAUGGUUUUGGGCACUGCAUAUGGGCUAAAGGCUGUGUUUGGAUUUGACUUACUUAGUUGCAUCUUUCUGACAGCAACUAAUGCUGUCUUGUUACCACUUAUUUCUUCUCUCGUAGAUAAUGUCAGUGCAAGAUUCCUAAGCAUUUGCUGGGCAAGCUUCAUACUAAUUUCUUAUGUUAUUGGAAUGAUAAUAAGUCAACCUGAAAAUCCAUUAUCCAUGGAUGGGAUGCUGACUAAAUUAAAUGGGGAUAGUGCAUUUGCAUUGAUGAGUCUACUUGGAGCAAGUAUCAUGCCACACAAUUUUUACCUGCACUCUUCUAUUGUACAGCGAGAUCAGGGAUCAAAAAAACUUUCGAAGGAAGCUCUGUGCAAUGACCAUUUUUUUGCCAUUGUUUGCAUUUUCAGUGGCAUUUUCCUGGUUAACUAUGUGCUAGUGAAUUCGGCAGCUAGUGUUUUCUACAAUAGUACUAGUGGGAGUAGUGGCCUUGUUUUACUCACAUUUCAGGACGCAUUGUCAUUGCAUGAUCAGGUUUUUCGGAGUUCACUGGUAGCAUUUGUAGUAGUGUUGGUCAUGUUUUUCUCCAAUCAAAUUACUGCACUCACUUGGGAUCUUGGUAAGCAAGCAGUAGUGCACGAUUUGUUUGGAAUGGAGCUUCCAGGUUGGCUUCAUCACGUGACGGUCAGAAUUAUGGCAAUCGUGCCAGCUCUCUAUUGUGUUUGGACUUCAGGAGCCGAAGGCCUUUAUCAGAUGCUGCUAUGUACACAGGUUGGGGUAGCCCUUGUGCUUCCAUCUGCUGUUAUUCCCCUUUUCAGAGUCGCUUCAUCCCGAUCAAUAAUGGGCGUUCACAAAAUUUCGCCCCUCUCCGAGCUUUUGUCUCUGGGUACAUUCUUUGGCAUGCUUGGCCUCAAAAUCAUUUUCGUAACAGAGAUGGUAUUUGGAGAUAGUGAAUGGGUGAGCUAUUUGAAGUGGAAUAUUGGAAGUAGUGUAUCGGUUCCAUAUGUUGUCCUUCUCGUUGCCGCUUUUUCUUCCCUGGGGUUGAUGUUGUGGUUAGCCGCCACUCCAAUGAAAUCUGCAAGCUCCACAUUUGAUCCUCAGGCAUUAUAUUGGGACAUUCGAACUCCUGUGCCCGAGUCACCUCCAUUUGGAGACAAAGUCGAUGUCAAUGAAUCUAGAUUUAAUUUAGAGCGGUCUACAAUGGGUAAAUUGUUAGGGAGCCAUUCAAAUUCAAAUUUAUCAACUCCGUAUCCUGAACCUAGCUUGCCAGAAACUCUACCGGAUUUUGAGACAUUUCCUCAUCUCACUACCAUUGAUGAGAAUAAAUCUGAAGUAACGUUUCCAAACAAAUCUAAGUGUGAUCCAGAGCUAUCAAUAUCUGCAGGGGACACUGUUCCAAGGAGCACUGUUUAUGAUGAUGUCUCAGCUGCUGAUUCAGCAGAAGAUAGCAGCUUGACAUCUAACCCGGUAGAUGUUGUAGAGAAGACACUUCAUAUUGAAGGCGAUAAUCAGAAUGACAAGGAUAAUGAAGGAGAUUCCUGGGUGCCUGAAGAGGUGACUAAAGAGGUGUCUGCAAAUAGUCAGUUUUCGAGUUUCGAGGGUCCUGGAUCAUUUAAGAGUAUCAGUGGAAAAAAUGAUGAUAUAGGGAAUGGCACUGGAAGUUUAUCCAGAUUAGGACUUGGUCGUGCAGCAAGGCGGCACUUAACUGUAGUUCUUGAUGAGUUUUGGGGACAGUUGUUUGAUUCUCACGGGCAGGCCACUCAAGAAGCAAAGUCAAAGAAACUAGAUAUGUUGCUUGGCGUGGAGUCAAAGAUGGAUCCUAAACCUCCUUCUGGAUCCCUGAAAUUAGAAAACAUUCGGAUGGAUCCUAAACCUCCUUCUGGAUCCCUGAAAUUAGAAAGCAUUCGGAAGGAGUCUAAUGCAUAUAUAUCAUCCAUGAGUGGAUUAGGGUCAGAUUUGUUGAUAAAUUCAAAUUUGUAUUCCCACAAGCAGCAAAUGGGAAAAUUUGGUGAUGAGUCAGCUUAUGUAGCUCCGAAGGAUCCAUAUUCAUCGCAGUCUGCUCACUUGCAAUUGUUAGAUGCAUAUGUACGAAGUUUAAGCCAUGAUACUCUAGAAGCAGGUGAGAGGCGCUAUUCCAGCAUGCACAUUCCGACAUCAUCUUCAGGCUACGAUCAACAACCUGCUACUAUUCAUGGGUUUGAACUUGCCUACCUUAAUCGAAUUGCUAAUGAAAGAAGAACUGGUUAUUCGAAUGGUAAAGUGGAGUCACCAAUUCCAAAAUCCAAAAAUUUGGUUUCCUCAAACUCUUCGGAGUUCUAUCCCUCUGCUUAUGGGCUGAAGCCACAGAGCAGCUUGAGUAGCAGGGCACCACCCGGCUUUGGAAAUGUUCCUACAUCUAGAAAUACUUCACUGCAGUCUGGAAAUAAUUUAAAUGAUCUCAAUCCUUCUGGAAAUGCUGAGAACAUAGGUUGCACAGCAAGUGCAAAGAAAUUUCAUAGCUCGCCAGACAUUAAGAAACUCUAUGUCCCUAAUCGGGAAUCUUUGCUGCUGGAGAGAAGUGCUCAGAGGGAUAGUUCAAUGGGGUAUGUGCAAUCUUCUGGGCGCUCACCAUAUGAACGUCUUACCUAUUUGAGUCCUUCACAAAGGGUCGGUGGUCCUCCAGGAUUUGAUCAACCUUCUCCUUCCAAAGCGUCUAGAGAUGCUAUUCCCUUACAGUUUAGUUCAAAUCCUGCAACUGGGUCGCUAUGGGCCCGACAGCCUUUUGAACAAUUUGGUGGCACUGCUAAGAGUGGAAAUAUUCACGCUGAUCGUUUUGGAGCUAUGCAGAGUUCAUUUACUCGAGAAGCUGGACUAAUGAUGGAGUUGGAGGCGAGGCUUCUUCAGUCCUUUAGAAGUUGUAUUGCGAAACUUCUGAAGCUCGAAGGAUCGGAAUGGUUGUUUAGGCUAGACGAUGGAGUGGAUGAGGAUCUCGUAUAUGGUGUCGCUACAAGGGAAAGAUUUUUGUAUGAAGCUGAAAUGAGAGAGAUUAAUGCAAUGGGGGGUAACAUCGGGGAAUCACCUCCCAACAGGAAACUUGGCUCUGCAUCAAAAACCGAGGAGUUUGAUUGCACCAAGUUCUUGAUGACGUCCAUCCCGCAUUGUGGAGAAGGUUGCAUCUGGAAACUGGACCUGAUUGUAAGCUUCGGGGUCUGGUGCAUUCACAGGAUUCUCGAGCUUUCACUUACGGAAAGCAGGCCGGAGCUCUGGGGGAAAUAUACCUAUGUACUCAAUCGUCUUCAGGGCAUAAUUGAUCUGGCAUUUUUCAAGCCCCGUUCGCCAAUGACUCCCUGUUUGUGCCUAGCGUUCCCGGUAGGCCAGCAACAAAGAUCAAAUAUGUCAGCUCCAAAUGGAAGUUUGCCCAUGCCCGCAAAACAGGGACGGGGAAAAUGCACAACGGCACCAAUGCUCAUGGAAAAAAUCAAAGACAUCGAGAUCGCAAUCUCUAGUCGUAAAGGGCGUGCAGGCACAGCAGCUGGUGAUGUGGCUUUUCCCAGAGGAAAAGAAAAUCUGGCAUCGGUGCUUAAACGGUACAAGCGCAGAUUAUCAAACAAAGCAGUCGGGUUUCAAGAAUUGCGGAAUGUGGCACCUUCAACCCCUUACUAAAUUCUUUUGCCCAGUUCAUGACAGCAGAUUGGAUAGAUCCAAGAUGCCAUCUGGGUUUUGCUCUCUUUCUGCUACUCAUCUUCAACAUGCAGAUUGGUCACUUGCUAUUCUGUUUCUCUAUCUAAUGUGUAUUUUGUAGUAGUUUCUUCGGUUUCAGUUUUCCUUUGUACUUCAAUCAGCAUGUAUCACAUACAUAGGAUACAAAUUGCACUCAGCUAUGUAAUUUGCAGCAGUCAAAGGAAAUUGGGAGAAAAUGUGGUAAAAAAAAAAUGUACAUUGCCAUUUGAACUUUUGGUUUACCCGAGAACA
Ipomoea triloba (trilobed morning glory) is the source of this 5125-nucleotide messenger RNA. RefSeq names its product ethylene-insensitive protein 2-like. The record is from RefSeq and is a predicted model, not a curated record. Gene Ontology annotation, molecular function: cadmium ion transmembrane transporter activity; manganese ion transmembrane transporter activity. The transcript has 8 exons. Lineage: Eukaryota; Viridiplantae; Streptophyta; Magnoliopsida; Solanales; Convolvulaceae. Gene Ontology annotation, cellular component: membrane. Gene Ontology annotation, biological process: ethylene-activated signaling pathway; metal ion transport. Bases 848 to 4816 code for a protein of 1322 amino acids.